Messenger RNA from Danio aesculapii, 1566 nucleotides. Its product is annotated as gastrula zinc finger protein XlCGF7.1-like. The transcript is spliced from 2 exons. The coding region runs from base 1 to 633 and encodes 210 amino acids. The record is from RefSeq and is a predicted model, not a curated record. NCBI's taxonomy places the organism in Eukaryota, Metazoa, Chordata, Actinopteri, Cypriniformes, Danionidae.
AUGGACUGCGGAUACGCUGACCUGAUGCCACCAAAACAGGAGGAUCAAGAAGAGGAUGAGUUUGAUCUCAUGACUAUAGUGGACUCUAUACGGGCUGAAAAUAAAAACGCUGAAAGGGGAGAAUCUAAUAACAAUUUGGCCUGCCAACAGUGUGGAUUGAGCUUCACAUCUAUACACGAUCUCGAGAGUCACCUGAGCACUCACACUAAUAGACGACCCUUUAUAUGUGGUCAGUGUGGGAAGAACUUCACGAGAAAAGUUUAUCUUCAUUAUCACAUGAGAAUUCACACUGGAGACCAGCGGUUUAAAUGUGGUCAGUGUGGAAAGGGUUUCAACGGAAAAACUAAUUACAAUUAUCACAUGACCAUCCACAUCAAGGAGAAAUUACUACCAUGUGAUCAGUGUGGAAAGAGUUUCUCACAUAAGCUAAGCCUUAAUCACCACAAGAGAGCUCACUUACCGAAAAACAGUUUUAAAUGUAAGCUGUGUGGGAAGACUUUCAAUCGGAAAGAUAGCUUAAAAGCCCACAGCGCAGUGCACACUAAAGAGCGGACUUACAUUUGUGUUCAGUGUGGAAAGAGUUACACACACAAAAGCUCCUUAGGUCGACAUGAGAAGGUUCAUAAAUUAUAAAUGUGGGUGACAUGGUGGCUCAGUGGUUAAAACUGUCGCCUCACAGCAAGAAGGUCACUGGUUGGAGUCCCGGCUGAGCCUGUUGGUGUUUGUGUCGAGUUAGCAUGUUCUCCCCGCCGGUCCUUACCACAUGGGAGUCGGCUGCUCUACCAAGGAGGCUAAAGACCAUGGUCUCUAGUCUAUAGAGCAUGUUUAGAGGUCAGAGGAGUGAGGUUUGCUUGCACAGCUCUUCACUAGCAGGCCUCCGUUACACUCACACCCCUUAACCUCACUCCCAUCCGGGACAUGGCACCAAUGUAAUGCCGCCGGGCCUACACCACCCAACCUGCUGCGAGCUGGGAUCAUACAGGAGACCUUCCGCAUGGGAGUCGGUUGCUCUACCAAGGAGGCUAAAGACCAUGGCCUCUAGAAUCUGUCUAUAGAGCACAUUUAGAGGUCAGAGGAGUGAGGUUUAUUUGCUUACUCUGUUACACAUGGAUGGAUUUGCUCUUCAGUGUUUGGACUCUCAGACGUGAAUAAUAAACCAAACUGAACCACUUCAACUCUGAACACUGGACUGACACUGUUUCAGUCUACUAGAACUUCUGUGUCCAGCUGCUGCGACACAAUCUACAUUGUAAAAGUGCUACAGAAAUAAAGAUGAAUUUAAUUGAAUGAUCAGAUACUACAAGCAGCUUAUUUAUUUUCCUAAAUGAGCAUCAAAAAGGAAUGAAUCUGGGUGCGUCCUUUUACUUCAGUUGUGUCUCCUAGUUUUAACCAUUACUGAUUAUGAAGAGCCUUUUAAAAUCUGGCAGGGGGCAACAGAUAAAAAUUAGCCCCUGUGGCUAACUCUGGCUUAUUUACAGUCUCACUGUUUAUUAAUGAGCAUUGUCCCUGUUAAAUUAAUAAAUUACUAAUUAAUUAUUAUGAAGCACAAAGAAGAAGGUUUAAGGA